Messenger RNA from Marmota monax (woodchuck), 6228 nucleotides. RefSeq names its product zinc finger protein 366 (gene Znf366). The record is from RefSeq and is a predicted model, not a curated record. The transcript is spliced from 6 exons. Lineage: Eukaryota; Metazoa; Chordata; Mammalia; Rodentia; Sciuridae. Gene Ontology annotation, cellular component: nucleus. The coding region runs from base 533 to 2773 and encodes 746 amino acids.
UACAAAUUGGAGCAAUUUAAACCAAGCUUAAUCCUAAGUGCUCCCUGCACAGGAUGCCUGUCCCCUGAACUCACAGGUCCCUUCCUUGCUAAAGGAUGUUCCCUCCAUUUCCUCUACUCCUUCUAAUCAGCUUCUCCAUCCUUUUUCAAAAACGGUGGCUAAUUUAUAUAAGGUCUACACUGCUUUGCAAUGUUUUGAAAACAAAUUAGAAAUAUCCCUCCAGUUUUCCAGAGGUGAUUACAUCCAAGAAGCCUUAGGAAUGUAAAGAAGAGGACAAUAUAAACAGCAGCUCCGAGAUAACUAUGUCCGCAGCACUGUGGUACUCAUCUGAGAAAAAGAGAACGAAGUAUUGUUCCUGUUCUUCUUAAGUCAUUUGAAACACUGUCCCUGCGAGUUCUUUAAGUUCCCUGCAAUCUGUACACAAGAGAAAGAGGGAGAGAGAGAGGGAGAGAGACAGAGAGAGCCAGGGACCAGGUAAAUCGGUGGGGCUGCUGCAGCCAUUCUGACCUCAGAAGCUGGAAAACUGCCAAGGAUGCAGAAGGAAAUGAAGAUGAUCAAAGAUGAGGAUGUACAUUUCAACUUGGGUGUGAAGAGCACCCCCUCCUUUCCCCACUGUCUGCAACCAGUGGCUUCCCGGGGUAAAGCACCCCAAAGACAUCCAUUCCCAGAAGCUCUUCGGGGGCCUUUUUCCCAGUUUCGGUAUGAACCUCCUCCAGGAGACCUAGACGGAUUUGCUGGGGUCUUUGAAGGAGGGGGGUCCCGGAAACGGAAGAGCAUGCCCACAAAGAUGCCGUACAACCACCCGGCGGAAGAGGCCACCCUCGCACUCCACUCGCAGGAGAACAAAAACCAUGGCCCUCCGAGCCUCCCUCUGCUCUACCCGCAGCCCCCACGUCCCAAGUAUGACUCCCAGAUGAUUGACCUGUGCAACGUAGGCUUCCAGUUCUACCGCACCCUGGAACACUUGGGGGGCAAAUCUGUCAAGCAGGAGCCCAUUAAGCCCAGCGCAGUGUGGCCCCAGCCAACGCCCCCUCCCUUCCUGCCUUCGCCCUACCCCUACUACCCCAAAGUCCACCCUGGCCUAAUGUUCCCCUUUUUCGUGCCCCCGUCCCCACCCUUCCACUUCAGCCGGCACACCUUCCUGCCCAAGCAGCCCCCGGAACCGGAACCCCUGUUGCCCAGGAAGGUGGAGCCACAGGAGAGCGAGGAGACCAAGCAGAAGGUGGAGAGGGUGGACGUGAACGUCCAGAUCGAUGACAGCUACUAUGUGGACGUGGGUGGGGCGCAGAAGCGCUGGCAGUGCCCGACCUGUGAGAAGUCCUACACCUCCAAGUACAACCUGGUGACCCACAUCCUGGGCCACAGCGGGAUCAAGCCGCACGCGUGCACCCGCUGCGGGAAGCUCUUCAAGCAGCUCAGCCAUCUGCACACCCACAUGCUGACCCACCAGGGCACGCGGCCCCACAAAUGCCAGGUGUGCCACAAGGCCUUCACCCAGACCAGCCACCUCAAGCGCCACAUGAUGCAGCACAGCGAGGUGAAGCCGCACAACUGCCGUGUUUGCGGCCGGGGCUUCGCCUACCCCAGCGAGCUCAAGGCCCACGAGGCCAAGCACGCCAGUGGGCGCGAGAACAUCUGUGUGGAGUGCGGCCUUGACUUCCCUACGCUGGCCCAGCUGAAGAGACACCUCACCACGCACCGGGGCCCCAUCCAGUACAACUGCUCCGAGUGCGACAAGACCUUCCAGUACCCGAGCCAGCUGCAGAACCACAUGAUGAAGCACAAGGACAUCCGGCCCUACAUCUGCUCCGAGUGUGGCAUGGAGUUUGUGCAGCCCCACCAUCUCAAGCAGCACUCGCUCACGCAUAAGGGUGUAAAGGAGCACAAAUGUGGCAUUUGCGGGCGUGAGUUCACCCUGUUGGCCAACAUGAAGAGACACGUGCUGAUCCACACCAACAUCCGUGCCUACCAGUGUCACCUCUGCUACAAGAGCUUCGUGCAGAAACAGACUCUCAAGGCACAUAUGAUUGUCCAUUCUGAUGUGAAGCCCUUCAAAUGCAAGCUGUGUGGGAAGGAAUUCAACCGGAUGCACAACCUAAUGGGCCACAUGCACCUGCACUCAGACAGCAAGCCCUUCAAGUGCCUCUACUGCCCCAGCAAAUUCACCCUGAAGGGGAACCUGACACGUCACAUGAAAGUCAAGCAUGGAGUGAUGGAGCGGGGACUUCACUCUCAAGGUUUGGGAAGAGGAAGAAUCACCUUGGCGCAGUCAGCUGGUGUCCUGAGGAGUUUGGAGCAGGAGGAGCCUUUUGACCUCUCCCAGAAGCGUGGGGUAAAGGGGCCCAUGUUCCAGUUGGAUGGGGAAAGUGCCCGGGGCAGCCCCUGCCAUGAGGAGGAGGACGAUGACAAUUGCUAUGAGGUGGAACCCUACAGCCCUGGCCUGGCCCCCCAAAGCCAGCAGCUUGGUGCACCCCAGGAUCUGUCCACCAAGCCUGAGCAGGCCCCCGAGGGGCCAGAGGACAAUUGCAAGGAGGAGAAGGAGGAUGUGCCCAAAGAAGAAGAGGAGGAGAGGAACAAGGACCACCAUGAGGCAGAAGGUGUUCAGGAGCGAGAUUGUGCCCGCAAAGACGAGCGUCUCAGCCUCAGAGUUUUCCAGAGCUCCCGGCGGGGCCCCUCUUUUUCUGAUUAUUUGUACUUCAAGCACAGAGAUGAGAGUUUAAAAGAAUUACUGGAGAGGAAAAUGGAAAAACAAGCAGUGCUUUUGGGUAUCUAAGUGGACAGCUUUAAAAUUACAUUUGGAAAAUGAGAAGUAGGCAGUUCAAAUAUAGCUUUCUGCAUGAACUGUCAUUUGCUGGGGACUGACUGGCGAUGCCAGUCCUUACAAAUGGCUCAGACUAAAUGAGCCAGCCUAGGUAGUGUAAAUGCUUCCCAGGUCAUUUCUUGGGUCCUUCAUAAUUUUAGCAUGCAUGCAGGGUGUUCAGUGUUAUUUUAUGCAUCACCCCUGUAACAAACUAUGCAUAUUCUUUUAGAUUUCUAAUUGUAAGCUGAACCUGAGGUGCUUUCAGAAAUUCUGUUUUUCUUUUACUAAUAUGCAAUACAUGGUAAAUUUCCUUCUAGUUGCAAAACUAUGGUGCUUGAUGAGUUACCUUAUUAAUAACUAUCUAGUCGAGUUCAUGAAAGUGAUAAUAUUUUUCCAGAAAUAUAUAGCUGUAUAUAUAAAAAUAGUCUUUGUUAAAUAAUCAGAAAUACCAGAAAUAACACAGAAGGGUGAGCUUUUGAAAAGGAUAUUCUCAAGUAGUUGCUAUAGAUAAAAGAUGAAACUUCAGAAAAAGAUGAGUAGUUUUGAUGAAGGGAAAAUCAGCCAUGCUUCUGGAUUCCUUCUGGAUCUUUUGUCCUGCUUUGGCUCAUCAGAUGGGGCAUUUGAAACAUAUUUGCAGAUGACUGGACAAUGCUCAGGGGGUCCCGUUUCCUCAGACUAACCUCUGGUGUCCAAAGCACAGCUCCCUUCUGGAGACCAUUGCUCUGUGGCCCCAUGCCCCAUAAAAAAAGCUGCAGAGAGACUUGUUGGCAGUGAGCAAUGGACCUCUCCCCAGUGCUGGAGGUAGGGAGUGGGUGGGGAAUUCUCCCUGAAACAAGUCCUGACUUAUUCAGGGUAUUAGAACAAUCAUCAGCUAAUCACUAUAAGGAAGACCUGGGCUAUGUUCUCAAUGCACAUCUGGAGGAGCAUGUUAAAAAAUACUAAUGCCAGGGUCUCAAUGCCCCAUCCCAGGAUUCUGAUUUAAUUGGUUCGGAAUGGAGCCUUUGCUCUGGUCAUUUCCAGAUUACCCUGAGUGGGGUAUGCACAGCCAGGAUUGAGAAGGAUUCACUGGGCUUUGAUAACCCUCAUCCAUUUCUGUGACUACCAGGGCUCCCUCCCAGGGACUCCACAAAUAUUUCUGUCCCUGGCUUCAGACUCAUUGAGGUGGAGGUCAGGAUACCUGUAAUCAUGAUGCUGACUCAGGUUUUUGUACCUGUUCUGGAAGAUCCUCACAAGGAGACACACAUACUCUAUACGGAUACACGCUUUUUGUACUAGGAGAUGCCUGUGUUGUUCAUGGUCACUUUUUAUGUUGACAGUGACUCAUUGCUCUUGUUAGGUUCUGGCACCACAACUCCCGCCAGCACGGAGGACCUAGAUGGCAGGUUGGGCCUGGCCCAUGGGCUUUAGUUAAGCACUGGCACUGAGUAGAGCAAUACUGAUAGGGCUGUGUAUGUUCAACUCUGACCCUGGUAGGUACUGUCUGUGUUCGUGUGCACAUGAACACUGCCUCCGGAUUGGGAGUUUCAGUUUUUAUUUGUAGAGCUAGGUACUGCUGGUUACUGCUUCCUCUCCUCCCAAACUCCCCAGUACAUUUCUUUUGAAGAGCUAGUUCAUCUCCAGGGGCUGGAGGCUGGCUUUUUCUAUGGGCCAUGGUUCUUCCCUGUUAGCCUCAUCUAGUCCCCACCAUUGACCUGUGGGAUCCCUGAUCCAUUUCUACUGUCACCUUCCUAAAUUUCCUUCCUUUAGCAUCACCACCGCUGGGAAGUGCUAAAGUUUGGGUUUCUUACUGCCACCCAUGUUCCAUGGAACCCACUGAGAGGAUGGUAGAGAGCAUACUGUGGGUUUCUACAUCCACCAGCACAACUCUGGGCCAAAAAUUAUUCCAAGUCCUCAGAGGGACCAGUUCUCUUUCAUUCCCUAGGAAUGCUGUUCAUCGGUGCCUUUGAUGAAAUUGUCCAGGGAGCGGGCAGAGUGGUCUGUGACACCCCCAGCCCUUAAGGUCCUGUUACAUGUGUAUUCACUCAGCAACCUUGUAUUAAAGACCUACUAUGUGCAGUGCCUGACCACACGUGCUGCAGACUUUCAGUUGCUUCCGAUAUGCCCAGCUGGAAAAGCAGCCAGGAAAAUCUAGAGGAGCACACUCUAGUCCUUUCCAACCAAAACAAAUCCUGUGGGAAUGCUUGAGGAACCCGUUAAUGUUGAGUUGGAGAGAGUAUGGUCUAGAAGAGUGGUCUUCAAGUUGUUUUGAGAAGUCAAAGGUCUCUCUCAGGCCUCUGUAGAGCCACUAGGGGAGAAGCUCUUAGUCCCCACACCUGCUUCACUCAAAGUGGCUCAAAUUUUGUCUGUUUUGAAUGUUAAUAUUCUAAGAAAAGUUUCAUUUGGCAGGAGAAAAAAGGUCUCAGGAAGGUAAGAAAAAUUUAUGAUGGGGUGUGUUCCAAGGCCUGUUUUUAGUUUUUGACUUUGGAUACGAGAGACUUAAUGAAGCCGAUGAGUACUACAGCACUGGCCCUCUGAGAGCCAAGGCUGAAAUCUUGGUUGUAACCAACAUCCUGGUUUUUCCUGGGAUGAUUCUGGUUUAUAUCUCCUGUCCCGGGGUAAUUACUAACAGUGUCCCUUAAUCCUCAAAAGUAUCCCAGCUUAUAUGAUACCUUACAUGAGCACCUGGUGAAUGAACACAGAGCUAAAGAAAGGGUUGGCCAGCCUUGCCUGUUGAGCUGACUAACCAGAAUGCAGGUCUGAAGGAAGGCCCACUGGGGCCAUCCCCAGAGAAUGAAGGAAUGAUGUCAUCCAAGGUUACCACCAUCCCAAGGCCAUGACCUUCAUCACAUUGUGAAACUCUAAAAAUGGGACAUGACCAAAUGCUUUCCAGGCUUUUGACCACUGUCACUUUGAACCAACCAAUGACCCAGCCAGGUGGCAGGUCUUUCAUCCUCUGUAUUCAAGUCUGUGACUGCCCCUCUUGUUGCGUUGUAGUCCCUCUUUUCAUUUUCUCUUUCUAAAAAUUUGAUUCCACAUUGGCCAUGAGACUAAAGCUGACCUUUCAUAAAUCCACAAAAAGUAACUAGUUUAUUUUGUAUAUGAGUAGUUGCAUGAGAAAACCCAACAUGCAUACUGUAUUUAUUAAGCCCUGAAGGCUUUUAAUAAAAUAUUAACAUUGUGUUUUGAAUUAUGAUCUUUGUCUGCUUUGCUGGAACAAAAUGUAACAGAGCUAACAUUUAAAAUCCUUUGCAUAUUUGGACAACAUCACACCAAAUGUUGAUUUUGUACAGAAUUCAGGCUUGCUGUUUAAAAACUAAAACUCCAAGUGUUGAGCAGCCCAAGUUUGUGAAUAUUGCUUUCUGCUUCAGUGAAAAGGCAGUUUACCUAGAAAUAGCAUGUAACCUAUAUUUUGUUAAUUUAAGCAAAUAAAGACAUGUUGAAAAAACUGA